AUGAGGAGGCAGAUGUUCCCAGGGCCGUUCUGCGGCCCCGCAAGCAAUAUCGUCGUUGCGACAGUGGCCAGCAAUCCUUUGAUGUGCAAUUGGUCCCUGGACAGUGCAAGAGUGUGGUGGAGGACAAGGUUUUCCGGACCUACUGCCGAAUGGAUGCAGAAGUCUGAUCGCGAGCUUGGCAUGCUGUCAUCGGUUUGGCGUUCGGCCACAGACUUGCGAGCCAGUUGUCGGUGCUUUGAGCAUGACCGCUGGAAGGGCAGAGGCACGAGCUUUCAGUUUCAAGCGACCUCUACGUGGAGCCAAGAUGACAAGCGCGUGCUCCUUAGUUUCGAGGUCCAGGAGGCGGGAUCAUGCGACCGAGGCACGCCUCGCAAGGUGAAGGCAAAUGCGCAAGCCGACAAGCCUGCAACAGUUGCAGGCAGAGGGCUCGUGCAGCAGGCAGUUGCUCAUCUUGCCGAGGACAAGAAAGUGUGA
Symbiodinium natans is the source of this 474-nucleotide messenger RNA. The record is from the annotation of a GenBank genome assembly. Lineage: Eukaryota; Dinophyceae; Suessiales; Symbiodiniaceae.